CUGUGAUUGAUUUGACAUAUCCAAUCACGUUGUGUCAAUAGAACUGAAGUGAUAGACAAUGUUUUGUUAAUUUUUCGGCAUAGUUAAAAUUGAAAUAUACUCAUGAUGAUUGAUCACAUCGAACCUACAUUCAAAUCGAAUUGAAAUUUCGUUUUAUAAUAAGUAAUAAUACCAUGGGAAUACUAACAAGUGCAUAAAUAAUUUGAAACUCCACUAGUUUAAAGCAUUUAUUGAAUACCUUACUGAUAUUAUCUAAUAUCAAAACUGCCAAAAAUGGUCAAGUUUUUCCAACAAACUACCACUUUCAAUUAUAGCUGGGAUCAGGUUGCCCAAGGAUUUUGGAGGAGAUAUCCUAAUCCAAACAGUAAACACGUUCUAACUGAAGAUACUGUUGAACGAAAUAUCACUUCUGAUGGACAACUAGUCACUAAACGACUGUUGAGUAAGACGAAUUCCAUUCCAAAAUGGGCUGAGAGAUUUGUACAAAAAGCCCAAGUCAAUAUUAUAGAAGAGUCAAUUGUUGAUCCCAAAACUAAAACAUUGACCACCUUUACAAGAAACUUGGGAUACACUAAAGUUUUGUCAGUUACAGAAAAGGUAGUCUACAAAGAAAGCCCUGAAAAUCCAGGAAAAACUAUGGUUCAGAGAACUGCUGUAUUCGAUUCUCAAGUAAGGGGAUUCAGUAGAGCAAUCUGUGCAUUUGGAUAUGAAAGAUUCAAGAAAAACUGUAGUAAAAUGGUUGGUGGAUUUGAAUAUGUCCUAUCUGGCAUGUUUCCUAAUAACAAUGGUCCAGUUAUAACAACGACAACAGUAACAUCGAAACUAAAAGAUGCAGCAAAAAAUGCUUCAGAACUAGCAAAAGCCAAAGCAGCAGCAAAAGUGCCAAUUUAUGUGAAACUGCACUGAAAUAUUUGUUAUUAAUAAAAUGGCAACAUUGAAUGGAUGAUUUAAGCAUAAAAAGAUUUUAUUGUUGUAUAGUAUUUUUGGAAUUUAUGGUUCAAAAAAUUCGAGCUAGAAUUUUUCUUGAUUUUAAUUGUGGGUAUACUAAAGAGAUAGAAAAGGCAUUUGAAAAAUGUUUAAUGUUGAACUGAAAUUAAUUGGAUAUUGCAUUUUAUUGGUACAACUAGAGGUUUCUUGUAUAGACAGAAAUACUUGUUACCUUUUUGAAGUCAGUAAUAUGUAAUAAUUGAUUUUGAUCAAUGAAUGGUAAUAUAGCAGUGCAAUUGACCAUAGAAAAUUUCAUUAAAAUAAACUAGUAUUUCCACACUA
Messenger RNA from Harmonia axyridis, 1269 nucleotides. RefSeq names its product protein preli-like. The coding region runs from base 274 to 906 and encodes 210 amino acids. The record is from RefSeq and is a predicted model, not a curated record. Lineage: Eukaryota; Metazoa; Arthropoda; Insecta; Coleoptera; Coccinellidae. Gene Ontology annotation, biological process: phospholipid transport. The transcript is spliced from 4 exons. Gene Ontology annotation, cellular component: mitochondrial intermembrane space. Gene Ontology annotation, molecular function: phosphatidic acid transfer activity.